AUGGCAGCGCGGGGCGGCCCCGGGUCCCGCGGGCCGGCGGUUGUGGCACCGAUCGCCGUGUCGCCAACAACCAUGUCGCCGGUCAGCACCUUAGCGCUGGGCAUGGACAAGCUGGUGGGGCUGGGCAGCAACGGGGACACGCCGAAGCGGCGGGUGGCGGGACUGUCCCUGCAGGGCCGGUGGGCUGGCAGGGACAUGGCUCCCAGCUUGGUUGCCCCGGGCUCUUCCCGGGACUCCGUGUCCUCCGAGUCCUCCGAUGCGGGAGUGGGGCUGGACUCUCCCACGCAGGAGGACCCCGUGGCGCUGGAGGAAGUUUUCGAGAAAGCAGUGCAGGAAACUGGGAGAGUUCUCAAAGACAACAAGCUCCUUAUCCGGAGGAUCCAGUCACUGCCGCCAUGGCUCCUGGGGGCCAGCCCAGCCCUGAAGAACAUCUCCCAUUCCCGGGAGUUCAACGGCUGUGAGAAGAGAGGCCGGAGGGAGCCUGAGGACACGGAGGGCUUUGUCUUCAAGAAGCCCCAGAGGCCAGGUCAGCGUGGCCGGCUGGCCACCAGUGAUGGGAGUGUGGGGAAGGAUCGCUUUGCCCAGAGACUUGGCUCUGCACCUGACCUGCUGUUUGACACCCCCGAGAAGGAAAAUGUCCCCAAAGGUGAGAGCCCCAUCGUCCUCCGCCGGUGCUCCUUGACCUCCUCCAUGUCUGAGGAGGAAGAUGAUGGCUUCAUGGAGAUCCUGGAUGAGGACGAGAUGAAGAGCGAUGGUGAUGUGCCACAGGGGAUGGAGAACCUGCUGACUGCGCCACUGGUGAGGAAGGAGGAGGCAGAGCUGUGUGUGGUAAGGCGCGGGAAGUGCCGGCAGCUGUUCCGCUCGCCCUCCAUGCCCAGCAGUGUCAUCAGGCCCAUCCUGAAGCGCAUCGAGCGGCCCCAGGACAGGGACACCCCCGUCAAGACCAAGCGGCGGAAGAGCGUGGCCGGGACCCCUGGCGAGGAGGCGGCUGCGGAGCCGCAGAAAGCAAGGCUGCUGCGCUCCAGGUCCUACUGCCACGAGGAGAUCGAGAACCUGCUGGCCAAAGACCACCGAGAGCUCAUCGGGGACUUCUCUAAGGCUUAUGUCCUCCAGACAGUGGAAGGGAAACACCAGGACCUGAAGUACAUUUCCCCUGAAAUGAUGGUGGCUGUGCUGACAGGGCAGUUCAGCAGCCUCAUUGAGAGCUGUGUGAUCGUGGACUGCAGGUACCCUUACGAGUAUGAGGGAGGACACAUCAAGGGUGCCGUGAACCUGCCGCUGGAGCGGGACGUGGAGCAGUUCCUGUUGAAGAAGCCCAUUGUGCCCUUCGAUGCCAGCAAGAGGGUCAUUGUCAUCUUCCACUGUGAAUUCUCCUUGGAGAGGGGGCCCAGGAUGUGCCGGUUCGUCAGGGAGAAGGACCGAGCCUGCAACGAGUACCCCAACCUCCACUACCCGGAGCUCUAUGUCUUGAAGGGGGGGUACCGAGAGUUCUUCCCCCAGUACCAGAGCCACUGUGAGCCCCAGGACUAUCGGCCCAUGCACCACAAGGACUUCACGGAGGACCUGCGCAAGUUCCGCCUGAAGAGCCGCACCUGGGCAGGGGAACGCAGCAAGCGGGAGUUCUACAGCCGCCUCAAGAACUUCUGA
Molecule: messenger RNA, 1647 nt
Organism: Indicator indicator
Lineage: Eukaryota; Metazoa; Chordata; Aves; Piciformes; Indicatoridae
Gene: CDC25B
Product: cell division cycle 25B
Exons: 17
Coding region: 1-1647 (548 amino acids)
Biological process (GO): G2/M transition of mitotic cell cycle; positive regulation of G2/M transition of mitotic cell cycle; protein dephosphorylation
Cellular component (GO): nucleus; cytoplasm
Molecular function (GO): protein tyrosine phosphatase activity
Source: RefSeq, a predicted model, not a curated record